UGGCGCCUGGAAGAAAACGUGAUUUGAGGAAAGAGAAAAAGAAAAAUGCGAAUUUCUCUGUUGGGAAUAAAGCUAGAGCUGUGGAAAGCRUUCAGAGUAGUUCUAAAAAGAAGGCAAAAGAUAAACAUCAAAAUAAAAAGAAGUUAAAAGAAAAGACUUCCCAAUGGAUACAAGAUGUAGAUAAAAGCUUCUCUACUUUGCAACCCAAACUCGUUGAUAACAAUUUGAAARGCGAGGAUAAAGCUAGUGAGAUAAAAUCUGCCAAUUUGAAGGACAUGGAUAAUCAGAAGUUAAAAUCAGACAUAACAGAAGCAGACAUAAACAACACCAUUACAAAUAUGGCAAGUCUUUUAGAGCAGUCAUGACAGCCUACUCAAAAACUGACAAAUCCAAAACCACGAAGCUCAUUCAAAAUGGACAGCUUCCUGUCAUCUCACCAUUGGUAGAAUGAACACUGUUGCAAAUUUGAAAAGAAAAACACAGAACACGAUGUACUGUGGACAGAGUCAGCAUUGGAGACAAGCAAGAUUUACUUUGUAGAUCCAAGAAAACAUUCAGUACAGUCAAUAUCAUGAAUCUGACAUUAGACAAUUUUAAGCCAGCCAUUAAUAAUUUUUUACUUAACCAAUAAUAACUAUAACCCUUAAUAACUAUAAUAAUAAUAUUAAUAAUAAGAACAUGGCAUUUAUACUUUUUAUACUUCACUCCAUUUGUACAUUUAUUUAUUAAUUUAAUUUAACAAUUUUGGAAUUUGCUGUAUGUCCGCCAGGAUCUUGCAAAUAAAUGAUGUAGAUGUAGAUGUAGAUGUAGUCAAAGAUAUUUUUCAAGAAAAAGUCAAUGACAAUUAUCGAAAUUCUAUAAAGAAACAACCAAAAAAAAAAACAACCAAAAAACAAUUAAAAAAAAAUGCCGGCGAUACAUAAGUAUACAGGGAUCCCAUCACAUGUACUGAAAUCAAUUAUUAACAGCUCAUACCGAAUCCGUUUAAAACAAAUAAAAAGUUACCAAACAAUAAUCCAAUGUCAACAACCUCUGAUCUUUAAGAGUAGUGUGGAAAUUACUCUGUUGAUAACAAUUCUGGUUAAGAAACUUUAAAGUGUUUCAGUCCACUCUUUUAGUUGUUACCUCGUUGUCGAAAUGAGAACUUCAUCGAAUGGAAGACUCUCGCCAAGGUUUUUGGAGCAACUUGGCAUUCUUUCACAGAAAGUUGCUUUGAGGAAAGAUGGUUUGUGUAGACGGCGUCCCGAAAGUCCAAGGCCGCUGGAGGAUGGAGACAGACAUUGGUAUAAGUCGGCUAUGGAUGGCGACAUCAGCGAAAUAAAAUAUUUACUGGAACGCGAUCCAGAUAUGGUUGAUAAAAAGGAUUCAAUUAUGGGGUUUACAGCWUUACAUUGGGCUGCCAAGAAAGGAUAUAUAGAAAUGACAGAACUUCUUGCUGGUACAGGAAUGGAUGUUAACAUUAAAACGCGGGGGGGAUAUACAGCAUUACAUUUUGCAGUGAUACAUUACCACGAAGCAAUAAUUUCUAUACUUGUGGAUGAUUAUGGAGCAAACAUUAACAUUAGGGAUAAUAGUGGAAGGAAGCCAAAGCAUUACCUCAAAGACAACACAUCACCAUGGAUACAGCGAAAACUUGGGAAAUCUGUAAAAUUGUCAGUCUCAUUCAGCAAAAAUGGUGCUCUGGCAAAGGGUCUCGGUACAUUUGGUAAUCUACUUGUCCCUGCAAGUCCCCUGAGUUCAUCCUUGGAGACAGGGCUCAAUGACAUUGGAAUAGAUGAUGACAAUGGUGAACAAAAUGCAAGUAAUACGCAACGACGGGGAUCAUUUGUCAAGUUUUGCCAAARUCUUAGAGGAAAAACAAAAAGAGGAAGUACUCCUUCUCUCGAACUUCUAUCGGAAGAUGCUGCACUCAAGUAUCAUCGGACUCAUGGACGGGCCAAAUCAGCCCCAAACUUAGAUAUGUUUACACUUAGAACUCCAAUGAGAUCCUUGCAAGCACAUCCACCUUGACAUUAUGGCAAACAUUUAGAUCACAUUUGAUACAUUUAU
Messenger RNA from Exaiptasia diaphana, 2049 nucleotides. Its product is annotated as ankyrin repeat domain-containing protein SOWAHA. The transcript is spliced from 18 exons. The record is from RefSeq and is a predicted model, not a curated record. Lineage: Eukaryota; Metazoa; Cnidaria; Anthozoa; Actiniaria; Aiptasiidae. The coding region runs from base 1138 to 2010 and encodes 290 amino acids. Gene Ontology annotation, molecular function: protein binding.